Raphanus sativus (radish) is the source of this 396-nucleotide messenger RNA. RefSeq names its product histone H2AX-like. The transcript has 2 exons. NCBI's taxonomy places the organism in Eukaryota, Viridiplantae, Streptophyta, Magnoliopsida, Brassicales, Brassicaceae. Gene Ontology annotation, cellular component: nucleosome. Gene Ontology annotation, molecular function: structural constituent of chromatin; protein heterodimerization activity; DNA binding. The record is from RefSeq and is a predicted model, not a curated record. The coding region runs from base 1 to 396 and encodes 131 amino acids.
AUGAGUACAUGCGCACAAAGCGACACGACCAAAGGUGGAAGAGGAGGAAAGGGAAAGGCCACCAAAUCAGCCGUAUCACGUUCAGUAAAGGCCGGUCUUCAGUUCCCCGUGGGAAGAUUCGCCAGGUUCCUCAAGAUGAGAAAAGGCGCACAAAGCGGCACGUCGACCAAAGGUGGAAGAGAAGGAAAGGGAAAGGCCACCAAGUCAGCCGUCUCACGUUCGUCAAAGGCCAGUCUUCAGUUCCCCGUGGGAAGAAUCGCCAGGUACCUCAAGACAGGUAGAUACGCCAAGCGUGUCGGCUGGUGCUCCGGUCUAUCUUGCAGCCGUUCUAGAGUACCUCGCCGCGGAGAUGAAUCAAAAGGUAAAGAUGUCAUCCUUAAGGUGGAUGAAAAUUAA